Caenorhabditis sp. 36 PRJEB53466 is the source of this 766-nucleotide messenger RNA. NCBI's taxonomy places the organism in Eukaryota, Metazoa, Nematoda, Chromadorea, Rhabditida, Rhabditidae. The record is from the annotation of a GenBank genome assembly.
AUGGUCCGGGCACCAGAUGAGUGGGUAUUUACGUUUAAAUUUGCAAUUUUAAACGUUUUCAGUGCAAGUUAUAAGUCAAUUUUUCCAGACCUCCGAAGAAGCCCGACGACGAUCCGCAACCGCCGCUCAAUCUGGGUCCCAACGGGGAAGAGAUUUCUGCCCCCAACUACAGUUACCGGAAUGAGAAUUGUCUCUUCCUGGAUCACCCGAAUUUGGCUCCACGAGAGCGGAGACUGCUCGAAAUUCUUCAGGAGCGCGUUGCCGACGCAAUGCUCUACAAUUUCGAUACCCACGCGCAAGCAAUGGAGAUCUCCAAGGUCACUUUCAAUGCUCUGGAGGAAUUGCUGAGAAGAGGGGAAAAGAUCCAUGCUCUGUUUGAUGAGGAUCCAAUCGAAUCAAACAUUUUCCGCAGUGUGAUGUCUGGAGAGGAGUUUGUCCGAGAGAUGAACAAGUUUCGCUCGGAGGUAAGCGACAUUCAGGCAAUGAUAAUGAUGGAAUGACGUUUUUUUAGUGGGAUGUGGUCUUCGCAAACCAGCUUCAUGAUGACACCAUUACUGGAGUUGUGGCCUGCACAGACUGUGAUAACAUGAUCAAGUUCGGCAUGAUUGUGAGUACAGAAAUGUUUACAUAUUAUCUGUUUGCAACGAAAACCCUCGGAGUACAUUUUUCAAAACAAUUAAGUAAUUUUCAGUGGGACGACUACAAGGGAUUCUACGCCAUCUCGAUCCUCAACCGCGUUCCACACGAGAUGCGUCUCAACUGCUGA